AUGGCCCCCAAGAACAAAGGCAAAGGCAAAGACGACUCCAAGGCCGAAGCUUCAAAAGGUAGUGGCAGCGGCGGCGGCAAACUCAAACCAGCAACCAGCAUCAACGUGCGCCACAUCCUGUGCGAAAAGCACUCGAAGAAGGAAGAGGCGCUCGAGAAGAUACGAAAUGGUGCGAAAUUUGAUGAUGUAGCGAGGGAAAUGAGUGAGGAUAAGGCUAGGCAAGGUGGUAGUUUAGGCUGGAAAGUACGAGGCAGCUUGAUGCAGGACUUUGAGAAAGUGGCGUAUGAGUUGGAGCCGAGCACAACUGGGAAUCCUAAGAUUGGGGAGGUCAAGACGAGUGAAGGGUAUCAUAUUAUUAUGGUUGAGGGGAGGAAGUGAGAUAUUGAGAGACAGAAAGAGAGAGAGAGAGGUGUGAUUGAUACCCUGACAGAAGGAAUGAGAAUUGAGAGGCAUUGAUGUAUGGACUGAUGGUUUGGUACGUGUUAGGGAUACGCUGAUGAGGGGAUCGUUCUAUUUCUAUUGGGCGGCUGGGCUUCCGUACGCCUUUGCUUGCAAUAAGUCCUCUGUCUACCGAGGUGUCCCUGAGAAGCCCUCUUGCACUUCAUAUCUAUCUUGCCGAGACGCAAAUCUCAUGUGCCUUCAUAGUCCGUAUGG
This is a messenger RNA of Bipolaris sorokiniana ND90Pr, 654 nucleotides long. RefSeq lists its product as uncharacterized. The record is from RefSeq and is a predicted model, not a curated record. Gene Ontology annotation, biological process: rRNA processing. NCBI's taxonomy places the organism in Eukaryota, Fungi, Ascomycota, Dothideomycetes, Pleosporales, Pleosporaceae. The coding region runs from base 1 to 378 and encodes 125 amino acids. Gene Ontology annotation, molecular function: DNA binding; peptidyl-prolyl cis-trans isomerase activity. The transcript has 2 exons.